Neltuma alba is the source of this 1280-nucleotide messenger RNA. RefSeq names its product probable ribonuclease P/MRP protein subunit POP5. The record is from RefSeq and is a predicted model, not a curated record. Gene Ontology annotation, molecular function: ribonuclease P RNA binding. Gene Ontology annotation, cellular component: nucleolus; multimeric ribonuclease P complex; ribonuclease MRP complex. The transcript has 5 exons. NCBI's taxonomy places the organism in Eukaryota, Viridiplantae, Streptophyta, Magnoliopsida, Fabales, Fabaceae. Gene Ontology annotation, biological process: tRNA 5'-leader removal. The coding region runs from base 516 to 980 and encodes 154 amino acids.
GUCCGAAUUACUGGACUGAGCCUACAACCCGAAAUCGGCCCAUCUAUUCUAAUAGGAUCUUAUUUUCUGGCGGCUGUGUUUUGGUAAGCUAGGAAUUGGCUCAAAAGAGACGGAGACGGAUUCGCAAGACCAAAAUACCCAGAAAUUGUGCUGAUUCCAAGUAUAUUGCCAUCGCUGCCCUUGUUUUCACUCACUAUUACAGCUCUCCUUUCGUCUCAUUCCGUCGCGAUACCAAACGUGGCCUAGGGGUUUUGCCUAAUUGUGAACCCUAAACUGAUCAACGGCGGUCCCGCCGCGCUCUUCCCGGUGCUCGUGGAAAACUCCAGCAUCGCAGUUACGAUUGGCGCGAGGACCGCGAUUCUCUCAAGACUCAGGAUUCUUCUCUUGUUUGGGGGAUUUUCUUCCCCUGCUUGGGUUCUUCUCGUGGAAUUAAUAUCUGUGGAGUCGGGGAUAUAGGGGAACGGAUCUGCCCGAGUGAGUGUUCUACAGCAGAUAAAGCCAGGUAAAGGGCGAUCAUGGUGGGAUUUAAGAAUAGGUACAUGGUAAUGGAGGUCUUUUUGAAUCCUAACAGAGACCAUGUGGGUAAUGAUUGUAUUAUAAUUACCCAGUUUAAUGUGUCUAAAGCAAUAAAAGAAAGCAUCCUGCUAAACUUUGGGGAGUGUGGUUUGGCCUCGUCCGUGGGAUCAUUCAUGGUCAAGUAUGUCAAUCCAAUCACCAAUACAUGCAUCAUUAGAGUCUCAAGAGAGGAAUAUCAAAAGGUUUGGUCUGCUAUUACAAUGGUCAGAAGUAUUGGGAACUACCCAGUGACUUUUAACAUGUUGGACCUGUCUGGGAGUAUAAAGGCUUGUAGAACUGCUGCCUUGAAGUGUGAGGAAUUGAAGUUUGAGCAAUUCAAACUUAUGGUGGGAGAUCGUCUCUCGACUGAUGAUACCCAGCGCAUGCAUAAUUAUCUUGAAAAGAUCAAAGUACUGGAGCAUUGAAUACUUGGCCACCUACCUCUUAAGAUAGUUGAUGUUUGAUCUGAAAUUUUGCCUGCUCAUUCAGAAUAUAGGAUUUACAAGGCUGGUUUUUAGAUGUUUACAAGUGUACAGUUCCCUGCAUUUACAUUUUAGUUUUGACUUGCAUGAGUGGAAAAAAUUCUCGGAGAGAAAAAUGCAAAAAAAUCUCCUUUAGAGCAAGUUACUUGCAAACUGUGUCUUGAAUUUUCAAAACUGGAAAUUGAAGUCUAUUGAUUUUUUCCCCUUUAAUGAUAUUUACUCAAAGAUUCGUUGCCAGCGGAA